CCAACAUGCAAUCUCUUCAAACCCCCACACAAAGCCUUCUCCUUCUCCUUCCAUCUUUACUCUCCCUCACUCUCUUCUUAUCAACAACUACAUCCCAAGACGAUCCAACGCUUAGCACAGACCCUUUCUACUACUACAAUCAAUGCGCACCGUCCACGUGUAACGGUCUCAACCUAACCUACCCUUUCUCCUUCCAUCGCUUCUGCCGACUGCCAAACGUCCAAUCCUCAUGCCCCAACAACCAAUACCUCCUCCUCCACUGCCCAACUAACGACGACAGUUUCCGAGUCAUCGGAAACUUCACCUCCGACUCCACGCGCGCGUCUUUCACCGUUGCCAACCAAGCGCUCUUUAGCUGUGGCAGGGUAUCCGGGCCAUCCUACAACUCCGACGCUCGAGUCUUUGUACUCUCCUCCGGUUUCACCGAGGGUACGCACUUCAAAUGCAACAAUCGCCUUGAGUUGGGUGCGAGCCUCCAGCCCGCCUCCUGUCUGGGAUGUCCGGGCCAUGAUGGCUCCAGCUUCUGCUACUAUGCGCCGGGGUUCGUGACGCGACUCGGGUGCGAGGUGUUCCAUCUGAGAACGCCGGUGGGUUUCAACGUGAGCGCCGAGAGGGAUCUGAGGGCGUAUUUGAAGAAGGGGUUCGGGUAUUGGUAUCCUAAGCCGUUAGAUUGUCAGGGAUGCGAAGCCUCCGGGGGUCGGUGUGGGUCCCACCCGCUAUCCGCGGCGUUCGUGUGCUUUUGCACAUCCAGCGUCCAUCGGUUUAACUGCUCUGACGGAAUGACUGAGGACCUUCAAACAUGGGUCACAGGAAGAGGAUCUGGACCGUCCAAAUUACUCAUUGAAGUUGUUUCUGCUUCAGUGGCCAUUUUCUUACCUGUUCUUGCACUGGUAGCAACUCUUAUUAUCAUCCGAAGAAGAAAGAGGAAGUUGGAAUCUGAAUGCGAAUCUGGCACAAGCUCCGAAGCUUUCGCAGGAAUAUCUCAAACCAGGUAUUCCUAUUCCCAACUCAAGAAGUUCACCUACAACUUCUCAACAAAGCUUGGGGAAGGAGCAUUUGGAAGUGUCUACAAAGGGAUCGUUCAUGCUCACGGGCCCGGUGGUGUCCAUGUAGCAAUCAAGCUCUUGAAGGCAUCGAAGCAAAGCGAAAAACAAUUCAUGACUGAAGUUGCGACAGUCGGGAGGGUCCACCACAACAACCUGGUCCGGAUGCUCGGUUACUGCGUCGACGGCAUGAAACGAGCAUUGGUUUAUGAGUACAUGGAAAUGGGAUCACUUGAUAGAUACAUUCGUCGCACCAACAAAGAAGAUUGCAGCGAUUUUGAACAUCUAAGUCCUAAACAAAUGUACAACAUCGCGUUGGAAACUGCUCGAGGAAUAUGGUAUUUGCACCAAGGUUGUAGGAGUAGGAUUCUGCAUUGUGAUAUCAAGCCCCACAAUGUUCUUCUAGACUCAAAUUUCUCGGCGAAGGUGGCGGAUUUUGGGCUUGCAAGGAUGAUUGACAAGGACCACAGCCAUGUUUCAUUGACAGGAGCACAGGGAACGCCAGGGUAUGCAGCGCCAGAGAUGUGGUCGCAGGCCUAUGGGCCAGUAACAGAGAAGUCAGAUGUUUACAGCUAUGGGAUGCUUGUUUUGGAGAUGGUGGGUGGGCGGAAGAACUACAAUCAAGCGGCGAGUGCAUCUAGCCAGGAAUAUUUCCCCGAGUGGGCAUUCAACAGAAUUGAAAGAGGGGAAGUUCCUUUACUGAGGGAAGUAAUAACAAGGUUAGGAGAUGAUAAGGAGGACAUGAAACUGGUAGAGAAGAUAUGUAAGGUGGGGCUAUGUUGCAUUCAGACUGUCCAUUCGAAUAGGCCCACCAUGGGGAGAGUGAUCCAAAUGCAGGAAGGAGACGUCGAAGGCAUAGAGAUUCCCCCUCAUCCAUUUCCACAGACUGCUAAAGGUGCAGGGAAUUACAGGUCGAAUUCUCUGGCCCACCCGAGUUCUAGUGGACCGAUGGAUCCCUGUUGAGACAGGCCAUCCUUUGACCAUAGUAGUUCAUCAAUAGGUGAGAAAAUAACUUGUGUUUUGAUGUGUGUAUGAUUAGAUUUCCUGUGUUGCAAGAUAUCUAUUG
This is a messenger RNA of Magnolia sinica, 2109 nucleotides long. Its product is annotated as rust resistance kinase Lr10-like. NCBI's taxonomy places the organism in Eukaryota, Viridiplantae, Streptophyta, Magnoliopsida, Magnoliales, Magnoliaceae. Gene Ontology annotation, molecular function: ATP binding; protein kinase activity. Bases 6 to 2006 code for a protein of 666 amino acids. The record is from RefSeq and is a predicted model, not a curated record. Gene Ontology annotation, biological process: protein phosphorylation. The transcript has 3 exons.